This is a messenger RNA of Haplochromis burtoni (Burton's mouthbrooder), 2766 nucleotides long. RefSeq names its product protein FAM104A. The record is from RefSeq and is a predicted model, not a curated record. Lineage: Eukaryota; Metazoa; Chordata; Actinopteri; Cichliformes; Cichlidae. The transcript has 3 exons. Bases 567 to 914 code for a protein of 115 amino acids.
AUUGGUCUUUGCGCAGGCGCGGUGCCAUGUAAACACAACAGUUGCGGUUGGUUGUGCGUGUUAUCAGUUGCAAGUAUCGUUGGCUAGGUUGAGUUUGAACGCUAGUAAUUUUAUUUCGAUUUAAGAGCGCAAUAGUUCCGAAAGGGAGUAAAAAUUGUACUGCGUGCUGUAGUUAGCUAACAUAUGAUAAGAGGAUUCUCGUUAGCUUGCGGUGACGUUAGCAUUAGCUUUGAACCAAUGAUAAAGCGCGUUAGGACAGGCUUGUUAACUACCUAGCUCGUCAACGCCUGAUCUUUUUUUGUCGUCAAUUAACGCCACGUCGAUUUUUUUGUGUGGUUUAUCACUCUAACUGGUGUCUUUGGCACUGUGACUGAAAUGGAAAACUGUAUCGCAUUGUUAUUGAGCGUAAUUAGCUAAUCAGGCAAAGUUAGCUAAACUAACAGGCCGUCGACAGACAGGAAACGAGCUCCGUUAACCAGCAAAUAACGUCAGCCAACCGGCUCCUCCUGUCUGCUCAGAAGAAAAUAAAAAGAAGAAUCUCAUUUAGGUUGCUCAAGUGUUAUCAUAUGUUGACUGAAAGCAGGAAACGGCAGCACAGUGGUGGUGAUGAGGAGAAUGGCCACCUGGUGCCCCAAGCCAAAAGGCAGACCAGAGCACAUCCCAUCUCCCCUGAGCCAGGGCGUGAUGCCUGGGACUCUGAGUCAUCCAACAGUGAGAGCAGCAGCAGCAUCAGCAGUCCUGAACGUGCAGCUGGGAGCUGCGUCAGUCAGUGUGCUCAGGGCCCCUGCAGUCCGCUUAGUGUGGGCAAUUCUUUUGAGCCCACGAACCCAGUGUCCUACCUGCAUAUCAACCGCAUCCUGAAGGAUGCCCACUUCCAGAGCCUUCAAAACCGAGGUCACCUGAGAGACACAUGACGACAUAACGUCCCUCUGUCUGUCGCCAGAGGAUUGAUGCCCUGAGAUGAGUAUGAGGAUCACAUGCUGAGUCACUUCACACAGCUCUUCCCCACCCAUCUCCACUGUGGUAUGUCACAGCUCUAUAGAUGUGUGGAUGGAGACCAGCAUCUGGUCAUGUGUCUGAGGAUGGUUCAUCAUUAAAAUAAAUCAUAAUGAUAAUCAUUUUAGCAAUAAUAACUGUGAUCAACAACCAUUCUUUUGAUCCACUUAUUUUCCGACCAGUCUGGUUUACGUCCUUCUCUAGGAGCCUUAUUGUGACUAGAUGAUGAUGAUGAAUCCAUGUAUUUUGUCUUAAAUGUUGUGUGAGAACAAAGCAAGCUGUCAAGGUGCCACCAUACACAAUUUUAGGCUGGUCAGUGUGACUGCUUUAGGCUUCUAGUAGGGGAAUGGGGGUUGUAAAAUGCUGAAUCAGAUGUCUGUGUAAGUACAUAGACCAGUCUCAGGGAGGAUUUGCACUUGUCUUGGACUGCUCAUUUGCUUUCAUAAUCAGACAGGGACUACUUUAUGGGGGCUGUAGAAACCAUGGGUGUUAACUUGGCAAAGGACAAGAUCUUUUCAACCUUUACUUAUUUAAAUACCUGAUUUACUGUUUUGUAAAUGCAUCUCAAUCAAACAUGUUAGAGUUGGGUCACGGAGAAGGUCACAUUUUUGAAGGAUUGAUAACACUCCACUACAGAGAAUUUCCAACAGUUUGACUGGUAAAAUAUUUUCAGUGCCAUUGCAUUCUUGUGUUCAUUUUCAUGUAGUUUAAUUUACUUCUGAUUUUGAAAUUUACCAUGUGUGGAUCACUUGAAUCACACUUCUGGUUAGUUCAUGUUAAUAAUAACAAGAUACUGAAUUUAAAAGAAAAAAAAAAUGGACCAGUGCUUUUGCUUUUACUUUUUUUUUCUUUUCUUUUCUUUUUUUUUUUUUGGUUUGUUAAAAUUCAGUACUUUGUUAUUUUAGUUUGAAAGCCAAGGCACUGCUAACCAGCUAGCCCCUCCUUUUUUCUGCUAGCUGGGAAACUUUCAGCUGCCUUCAGUGAGUCUGUUAUCCCAAGAAGGCUCUUUUCUGGCUCGGUAAGAAAUCAGCUGAAAGGUCACUUCAGCCAGAAUCUGCAGCAGACGCAGAAAUUGUACAUGUUUCAUAAUGCAAAGCUCAGCAGACGUGCAGAUCAGGACAAGAACCAACAUCUUUAACUGAAGUCCAAUUCAAUGGCGUUUAAGUCUAGUUGUGGAACGUGAUAAGUACUGGAGAGGCAGGGAAAUGACAUGAAAACCACGAGAAUAGCCUCCUGGCCAACAUGGGAGCUAGGGUAAGGUAGUUAAUUCCAAUUAGACCUAAAAUAAUAUACUUCUGUAUUGCAAGUUUUGUGAAAGUUAUCUGAUAAGAUUGGUCGAUCACUCAGCCCUUAAUGCAGACUGAAUCAUCUAUAAUAAGGUGCAUGUAAUUAUAAUGUUACUGUUUUAAAUAACAACUGGAUGAAGCCAUUUCCAAAUGAAUAUAAUAACGAUCAAAAGGGACAGUGGGAAUGCUCUUAUUUGUCUGUAUUUUUUUUUCUUAUAAUAAUGACAAUAGAGGCUGGUUGGUAUAAAAUUGAGUGGACAAAGCUGACUAACAAAAACACAAGAGUACUUUGAUUAUUGUGAGUUGAGCUGAGACGAAGUAAAGAUAAUUUUAGUGUUUUGUGACCAUGGAAAAGUGAUCCAGUAUGUUACCUUUUUAUCUCGUGACCACAAAGAGAAAUCCAAACAGUAAUAACACCCAUUAGCUCUACAGCCUUCCAGAUGUCUUAUUUUCUCAGUUGUUGUUUUUUUUUUUUUUUUUUCUU